CAAGAGCUACUCAGAAUUAUGGAGAUCAAAAUGCCCUCUCUCCAACUAGAAGAUCUACGUGACAAGUUAUCUGCCCACCUUAGACCUUGGAACCGCUCCUUUCAGUUUUGGAUACGGGCGGCAGAUAUCUAUGCCGGUUACAAGGUCUUCCAAUUUCGAGUUAAUUUAGUGAAGGAUGUCAAGAAGACGGAGGCAAUGUGGGAAUCACAACAUGAACUUGCAGCCGAAAAGAUAUAUUCCAUGUGUUCUGAACUCGGUGGUUUUUUCCUUAAGGCUGCUCAGAUUAUAGGGAAGCCUGAUUUGGCACCCGCUGCUUGGGUGAGAAGGCUUGUUACAUUGUGUGAUAGAGCCCCUGCUACCCCUUUUGAUACGGUCCAGAUUGUGCUAGAGAAGGAAUUCGGUCAAACAGUUGCUGAAAUGUUUGAAAGGUUUGACAUAGAACCUCUUGGUUCUGCUUCGAUUGCGCAGGUUCAUAGAGCAAGACUAAGGGGUACUAAAAGUGAUGUUGCUGUCAAGGUCCAACAUCCUGGAGUUCAGGAUCUGAUGAUGACAGAUAUCCGUAAUCUGCAAGCUUUUGCUCUUUAUUUGCAGAAGAUGGAUAUUGAUUUUGAUCUUUUCUCUGUGACCAAGGAAAUGGAGAGACAGAUCGGAUUUGAAUUUGACUUUCUGAGGGAAUCGCAAGCUAUGGAGAAAAUACGAAGUUUUCUUUCUGUUAACAACAAAAAGGCUCCUGUUUUGGUGCCACGGGUGAUGCGGGACAUGGUGACAAGGAGAGCUUUGGUGAUGGAGUUUGUAGAUGGAAUCCCAAUCCUGAAUCUUGGAGAUGAAAUGGCUAAAAGAGGAAUCAACCCUGGUGGUAAGAUGGCAGCAGUAGCAAAGCAGAACAUUCUUAGAAGUUUGACGUUAGCAUAUGGUCAAAUGAUCUUGAAGAGUGGUUUCUUCCAUGCAGACCCUCAUCCUGGAAAUAUCCUCAUCUGUAAGGGUUCAGAGGUUGCUUUGCUAGACUAUGGUCAAGUGAAGGAUCUCCCAGAAAACUUGAGGCUUGGAUAUGCUAAUCUCAUUCUUGCAAUUGCUGAUAGCGACCUUUUAAGGGUCUCCCAAAGUUACAGGAAGCUUGGCAUAAUUACCUUAAGCUCAUGUAAGGAUGAGCAAAGAGAAAUGCUGAAGUUAGCUCAAACAAUGUUUGACACAAAACUGCCUCCUGGCGUUACAAUGUUGCAACCCUUUUCAGAAGAAUCUUCAAUCAAAAAAAUUGCUGUUCAGACUUUUCCAGAGGAACUAUUUUCUGUUCUCCGCACAGUGCAUUUGUUGAGAGGACUCAGUGCUGGUCUUGGCAUCAAUUACUCCUGUGCAGAACAAUGGAGACCUAUUGCAGAAGAAGCACUAUAUGCUGCUGGAAGACUAAAAGACGAAGAUCUAGAGAGAAAAGUACAAAAGCGUGGAUUCUUUGAAAGAAUAUUUCGGAGAGGGUGACUAGAUAUACUGAUCAAGCUUUCUGAUUUUCUUUCUUUUUCCAACCACCUCCUUUCCAGCGCAAAGAAAAACAAAGGUCUUUUCUGUGCAUGUAAUUUGAUGUAUUUAUUUUACAAAUAUCAACUAUAUCAGAGGAA
Molecule: messenger RNA, 1610 nt
Organism: Telopea speciosissima
Lineage: Eukaryota; Viridiplantae; Streptophyta; Magnoliopsida; Proteales; Proteaceae
Exons: 13
Coding region: 19-1473 (484 amino acids)
Biological process (GO): protein phosphorylation
Molecular function (GO): ATP binding; protein kinase activity
Source: RefSeq, a predicted model, not a curated record